Molecule: messenger RNA, 2964 nt
Organism: Pseudo-nitzschia multistriata
Lineage: Eukaryota; Bacillariophyta; Bacillariophyceae; Bacillariales; Bacillariaceae
Source: the annotation of a GenBank genome assembly
AGCACAGUUCGGUACGUACCAUAAUACGUACUGUACAGUACUACUAGAAGUAUUCUCUGGCUCGUACGUAAAGUACGAUGUACUACGUAAUCGUUUAAUCGUACUACGAACUUCGUCUAGAAACCAAAAAGAGUUUCGCGUCGUACGGGACGGUAUGAGUUAUGAGUACUAAUUUUAGUAGCAUAUGAAAAGUAUGAUCCUACAUGGAUGGGUCAUAAUUAUGAUCAUGACCCUUGCUUCCACUAACUUGCAGGAAAACUCGAUGUCCGAGACUCCACUCUGCACUCUCAUCACCGGUAWUCUUUUUUGUUUUUGGGAAUUACGCGAAGGCUGGCCGUAAAGUACUGUACUAAUCGUACUUUCUCAGUACGGUAGUAGAAGCAGGGGUCUUAAAUUUUAUGACCCCUGAGUAGAAGUAAGUAGUAACCUAUGCUAAGAUGAACAAAUGCUCGUCGUACUUGUACCGUAAAAUAAAAAUCAGUAAUCAGUAAAUUACAUGGAUGGCGAAAAUUCUGACGGCUUUGUUGCUGACACGAGUAGGACAAAUCGGAAGGCGAAACAAUCGGCAAUCGGCAAUCGGCAAUCGACCACCGACAAUCCACAAUUGACAGCAUUUGUGUUCUUCCUGGUUUUCGCUGCUCCUUAUUUCAAACAAAGCCUCGCAAUCCAACGACAAAGUCAUAAAAAGUGCAACUCCAUCGAUCAAGCAUCGGGAUCACGAACUGUUCAACAAAAAGAAUGUCACGACGGAGGCAAACCAAAAACACGGGAUCGAUGGCGGCGUGGAAGUCGCUGCUGGUGCUCUGUUGCGUGGUGCUGGCCUCGCUUGUUCCGGGAUGCAUCGGUCAGGGGGAAUCCAAGGAACAAAUCUUCGCUAGACUUGCCAAGGAUAUGCAGGACAAUCCCCGCGAUGCCUCGGCUCGGUACCUGAUGGCCCAGUUCCUUAUGAUGUACCGGGGAAUGGAAAGCGGCGUUGAGCUCUUGAUGUCCUCCUUCGAUGCAAACCAGGUCGACACGGCAUUGGGGAUGCAGAACCCGGUGCAGGGAUUCAUCGCCUCGAAUUUUCUGACCCGCUACCAUCAGGAAUGGCAYAACCACGAGGCUAAAAACUUCUUCGCAAACAUGGCGUACUUCCUGUCCAGGCAAAUGUCGGGAGAAAUGGACAUCGCCGAGAUGUGCACCCAGGUACACCUGGCGACGAUGCUGAAUUCGUAUCCCCUGACGAACGAGGAAGUCGACGAGUCCGCCGCGCACAUGGAGGAGUGGUCCAAGAAGCUCCUCGACAUCUUCGACAAGAAGCACCCCAACGCCCAACUCGACGAGGAAUUUAUGUCCCAAAACGUCCUCGGCUUUGCCGGGGACCCGUACGUCCACUGCAUGCUGACCCUGUUCCCCCUUAGUUUCAUGUACCGCGCCGAUGUGGCCAAGCUCGCCAACCUCAACUUCGAGGUGGGGGUCAGGGUCUGGCCCAAGCUCCUCCACACCGCCGAGCACGUCCGGAAGUACGAAGAGGAGCAAAAGCUGGCAUCCAGGGACACAAACGGCGGCCUUCCCUCCCAAAAGUGCAUCGACGGGAAAAUCAAGCUCGGCAUUGUCAGCGCGACCCUCAGCCGUGGCCACUCGGUCGCGGAAGACUUUGGGGGAGUCAUCCAGCGCCUCGACCGCAACGUUUUUGACGUCACGUUCGUCUACAUUCACGAAAAAUCGGACCCCGGGGACGAAGACGAUUUCGUUACGGCCAACCCGGAGGACAAGCUAAUCCACUACCAAAAGCUGGAUGGGACAGACAAUCGCGACGGCGCCUGGCCCCGGCGCAUCGGGAAGGAUAUCGAGGAACUCAAAUUCGACAUGAUCUUCUAUCCGGAGCUGACCAUGUCGUCCAUUGUGCGACGGCUGGGCAUGGAACGGCUGGCUCCGGUUCAGAUCAACAGCCACGGCCACCCCGUGACCUCCGGCCACCCCCGGGAAAUUGUCCAGCACUUUGUCAGCUGGGCCGAGGCGGAACUUCCCCUGGAGCAGAGCCAAACCCACUAUACGGAGGAACUGCAGCUCAUUCCCAAGGGGAAGAUCCACCAGUACUAUACACCGCGGGUCGAGACGGGGCCCAAGGGAAAGCGCAUCAGCCGCAUGACGCAGAUGCCCUUCGACCACUAUACCAGAAAGGACUAUCCCGAGUUCUCGGACGCCAUCCAAAACAGCACCCCCGAGGACGACGACAUCCAUCUGUACGUGUGCAUGCAGAAACCCUUCAAGCUCUUUCCGGAAUUCGACGAGCUCGUGUGCGGGAUUCUACAGAAAGACCCGAUGGGCCACGCCGUCCUCCACAAGGAGGAUAUGAAGGGCAACACGGGUAUAUUCGAAAAGCGCAUGAGGGCCGCCGGGUGCGACAUGGACCGGGUUCACUUCCUCCCUACCCAGCCCCCACACAAGCUCCUGGCGCUGUACGAUACGGCCAGCGUCAUCAUCGAUUCGUACCCCGCCGGGGGCUGCACGACGACCCGAGAGGCCCUGGAGCUGGGCAAGGCCGUCGUGACGUGGCCGGCCCGCCUGCUGGGGGGACGGUGGACCCUGGGACUGUACCACACCAUCGGGCUGGACGAGGAUGCGAGGAACCGCCUGGUGGCGGAUUCCAAGGAGGAUUACAUUUCCAAGGCGGUGGAACUCGGGACCAACCGUUCCCUCCGCAAGUCCGUCGAGUCCAGCAUUUUGGAGGCCGUCCCGACCCUCUUUGGCCGGUACGAGGCCGUCGAGGAAUGGGAAAAGAUCCUGAAGCGCGUCAGCCCCGUCAAGCAAUGCAGCGACGGCAGUGGUGGGGAGCGAGACGAGCUGUAGACCAAUUCUAUCCAAUCCUCAAACACACUCGAUGUUGGUUUGCUUCUUGAAAUACUAUAGCCAUAUAAAAAACUUCACCAGGAGUAAAAAAGACAGCAGCACUUCAAAAAUUAAUAACUCAAGUUUGACAGA